Polistes dominula (European paper wasp) is the source of this 2176-nucleotide messenger RNA. RefSeq lists its product as uncharacterized. The record is from RefSeq and is a predicted model, not a curated record. Gene Ontology annotation, molecular function: microtubule binding. NCBI's taxonomy places the organism in Eukaryota, Metazoa, Arthropoda, Insecta, Hymenoptera, Vespidae. Gene Ontology annotation, cellular component: axoneme. Gene Ontology annotation, biological process: regulation of cytoskeleton organization.
GUUUUGCGUAUCAUUUCCUUUUUUUUGUAUUUUUUGUAAAAUUUUUUGUUCUCUACUAAUGUAUUUAUUAUGUUCUCUACUAAUGUAUAUACUCUUAUAAUGUAUUUAUUAUUGCAAAGGAGUAAAGAACACGGUAUAUUAAUAGUAUGCAAAUAAAUAAAAGGUGUGCUAUUACAUCUAACAAGAUUUCAUAAGAAGCAAUUUUUUCAACAAUUCUAUGAUAAGACUUGUUCUCAUUCGAUUUAUAUUAUUCAGUAAACGAUGGGAACAGUUUUAAUCCAAAAAUAAAUAUGUACGUUCAAUCGGUUAACCCCUUGAUCUAUUACCACGAUUCAGAUUCGUGGUAAAAAAUUUGUGCUAUAAGCGAACACCACGAGUCUUACUCGUGGUAAAGAAUUUGUGCCAUAAGCGAGUACCACGAGUCUGACUCGUGCUAAAGAAUAUGUGUUUUGAACGAGCGGGUACACAGCGGAACAGUUGAAUUGCACAGCGCACGACCGAUUUUCAAGUUUCUUAUGGCACGCGAAAUUAUCAGAUAUCGCGUACGUCAAAGGGUUAAAGAUUUUGAAAGAUCAUGUUUACUCCAGGAAGAUAUUAAAAUGUUAGGAGAAGAAUUAUCAAACUUAUUAUUUUUCAAACUUAUAAAGCAGAGUAUAAUGAAGAAGCUAUACAGGAAUCAGAAUGAACAAAGCUAUAAGUUCGUUAUAUUUGAAUGUUCGACUGGCUGUAGUUUCGAUUAAACUCAUUUAUUGAAACAAAAGAAUGAUCCGACAUUAGAGGAAUUUCUUAAAUGAUACUGAUUUCAUUUAGGUGGAUGAUGUUAAUAUAUAUCGAGACAUGACAAUUUUGUCUGUUAAUAAUUAUUCGAAAUGAAACAAAAUUAAUCAGAGAAUUAUGAAGAACACGAAGAUGUGCGUCACUUCUAUACGAUAUAUUCUACAAAGGUAAUUAUUUAAGACUUUUUAUUCACGGUUAACUUUAUUAUUAUUAAAUAGAUUCUUCUGAAGCGUAUAAAAAUGAAUGACGUAAAGGAUUGUAUGAAUAAUGAAUUUGAAAAUGAUCAUUCGAAAGAAUUAUGUGCAUGGAUCGAAAGUAUACCAUUCUCAAAACCUAAAAAAAAUUUAUCUCCUCUCUCCCUAUAUCGAGAUUUUUCGGAUGGCGUAUUGUUAGCUGAAAUUCUCAAGGUGUAUUAUCCUCGUUACGUAGAUCUUCAUAAUUAUAUAUCAGCUAAUAAUUAUUUUUUGAAAAAAGAAAAUUGGAAUACGUUAAAUCGCAAAGUAUUAACAAAGAUAGACGUUAAAUUAAACAAAGAUGUUGUAAGUCAACUAGUUAAUGGUCAUCAAGAAUCAAUCGAGAAAUUACUUUUUGAAAUAAGAAGUAAAGUUGAUAAAAUCGAUCAACGAGAUGUUUUGCCAUUAAGUGCUACGCCAAAUUCUGAACAAAGUAAAUUAUAUAAAUUGAUUUAUUGUCGUUUUUUUUUUAUAAUAAUACCGAUUAAUCAUAUUUUAAUAGAUAACAGAGAUGAUGUCAAACAACCGGUGAAUAUGAAUGAUGAUAAUUGUAUUGAAACGUUGACAUCCGAGAAUAAGAAUAUUCAAGAAUUAGCUGCUCCUUCUCAUUUAACCAUAAGCUAUAUAAAGGAUGCAAUAUUUUAUGCUGCGAUAUGGUUGUUCAGUUGGUUUUGCUUUUGGAAUUUCUUUAUGAAUUACCGUACGUAUUUAAAUAUAAAUAAUUCAUUUUUCCUUCACAUACACACAUUUUAUAUUAUUUUUUAUUACUCAUGCGAGGAAAGUACUAUCUUUUCGGUAGCUAUUGGGGUCGGAAAGACGCUGUUUACAUACUUUACAAUAACAACACGCUUUUUGAAUAAAAUAAAUGUCAAUUUGAGUGCGGAAAGUUUACUUGUCGCACCCAAAUUUUACUUACUGCACGAAAAUUGACAAUAAAAAGAACACAAUCAAAGUAUCAAUAUUGUAGGCGAUAAGAUUAAUAUGUAGUUCUUUCUUUAUUUUAUUUCUUGUUUAAAAAGGCUAUCUUAGACUAUAACAUUAAUAUUUAGUUCUUCAUUUAUUUUAUUUCCUGUUUGAAUACGAUAUCGAUCUUGGUAGGGAUCCUGUAGGAGGGAUGCGCCAUUCAUAUUCAGCUCAUGUGCCAUUGGCUGAAAAUUUUGGGGGAC